This is a messenger RNA of Nicotiana tabacum (common tobacco), 1647 nucleotides long. RefSeq lists its product as uncharacterized. Gene Ontology annotation, biological process: regulation of lipid metabolic process. NCBI's taxonomy places the organism in Eukaryota, Viridiplantae, Streptophyta, Magnoliopsida, Solanales, Solanaceae. The record is from RefSeq and is a predicted model, not a curated record. Gene Ontology annotation, cellular component: mitochondrion.
ACAACCACUUGGUUCCGGAUUCCGAUUUUGCAGGUACGUUCAAUUUUCUAGGGCUAUGAAAGAGGGAUAAGCAUUUAUUCUUAUUUUUUAAAAUGGUAAAGGAAAGGAAAAGCAGAAACUAUAAGUUGGUUUUCUAGAGAAAGGGGAAAGGGUUUGGCUAUAUUCUUAUAUAUACAGUACAUAGCUAUGAUCUGAGAUUGAAAGUUGUAGAUUUAUUUUUGGUUUUUUCACAAGUUUCCUAGGUUAUUCAAUCUGUGGAAGAAGUCUUGACAACCACGUAUUUUUGGUCUUUUUGCUCUUUUUCCAAAAGAUUCUUUACAUCCUAAAAACUUGGGGCUUGGGGUUUCUCUUUUGCGUUCUCUGAUCUUAGAUCUUGUGAGAGAGAAAGAAGGUAAUUCUCAUUCGCAGCAUGUGAUUCAAUCCCUAUCGGGUAUACGGAAAAAAGUUGCAUCUUUUCCUAUCCACAUUGGACAUCAAGUGUCUUUAGCACUUAUAGGGUUGGUAACAAAUGAAUAUUCGUAGUCAAUUCUAAGUCUUAGGCAAAUUUUGAGGAUUCUGGCAUUGACCUGCUAGUAGAAGUUGUGAAUGUGGAAACUUUAUCUCUUACAUCGUUUAUACUAAAUUCAAGUGCGAUGAGUAAAGGACUUUACAGGUCAUAUCUGUAGUUCUUUGUUCUUUUGGGGAAAAUAUAAUAUUGAACUUUGUUGGUAGUAAUUGAAGUAGAAGAAGAUGAUGAAAUCAUGAUGCUCUCCGUCAAAAUCAAACAGUGAGUUUGGAGAUUAGGGACCAAUGUGGCUAACAAUAAGGACUAUUAAUGCUCCAAGUUAAAGAAGAAAGAUGAUUUUAAGUUUAAGCCCAAAGAUUAGGGACUAUUUUAGGGCCUUUCUCCGAAUUUAUACCCAUUCUUGCUUUGAGCUCAUCUUUUCAUAAUCAUUUCAGUCGUUCCUCUUAUUGACGCCGCAGUGGUGUUUAUGUCAAAGCCUGUAGCUUAUAGCCUGAGAAAAGGUGCGGACAGGCAUCCCAAAUUCCAACAAUUCAUUGUCAAAAAGGGUCAGAGAUUCCAUUUUGGUGAUGCCCCUGUUGUUGAUGAGGAGAAAGCUAUACAGAACGCUGCCAAAGCUCUUGUUGUUUUUACGAUGGCAGGUACUGCAGUUGUCUAUCAAUGGAACAGAAUGCAGCAGCGGAGAUAUCGAAGAGUCUUGAACUUAUUAAAGCAAGAACGCUCGGAGGUAGAGCAACAAUGCUUGGCGAAAAUGCAGCGAGAAAUCUUGGAGGAAAAGCGAAAAAACAACGAUAAAACGUGGAGGGUAAAGGCAAUGAAUCAGUUUCUGCUGGAGACAGCAGAAAAGGCGCAGUUAGAGGCAGUUAACGGAACAAAACCACAGGUUGUGGCAGUUAACGCAAGUCUUGAAGAAGUAAAUCCAUGAUUGAGGAACAAAAUUCAAUUUCUUUUUUCGUGUUCAUGUGCUGUAAUUAAGCCUUAGAGGCACAAAGCAUUGAGCAAAUUGUUUGUCAAUUAGCUGCUAUAACUAGUUGCUCUUCUCUUUUAUGUAUGAAAGUAAGCCUUGAGGUGGCUCAGUACUCAAUUUUAGUUGCUGUGGUUGUAAAUGCACAUCCUUCUAAUGUUAUUCAUUGGACACAAUAUAA